GUACAUGAAGCGCAUCGAGACAUCCUGUAACUUCUGAAUCGUGUUCAGUGUGUCCCUGCACGGGCUUACUUCUAGAUCCUGGAAAGCAUUGUGUUCCCUAGUGAGCUUCACAGCCAAGCUGGGGAGAAGUCUGGUGUGCUCUGCAAAGCAACCACCUAGGGAUUUUAGAAGAAGCUGCAGCUUUUUGUACAGUGCUGAAAACAAUCCCUUCUGCUUGUCUCAACAAACAGCUUCAGGUAGAAAAGAAGAUACAGAACUGGCAGGAUCUUCUAAAUUGUUGGGAGAAGAACGUGACCUCCUUAAAUCUGCCAUCAGAUGCUGAAUGCCCUGUGCACCUAUCAGAAGUUCCAUGGACUUGGACUAAAAUAAAGUUUUGGGAUGUCUCUAUUUGCACUGAAAUUUGGAAAGAAGAAACUGAAAGAGGAAGAAAGACACCUUCAAGCAAACAACCGAGAUUUUAAUCUGCAGUUUGAAUAUGCUAACAAUACAAUUAAAACGUCAAAAUACAACUUCUUCACUUUCCUGCCUCUCAACCUGUUUGAACAGUUUCAGCGAAUAGCCAAUGCCUACUUUCUUUUCUUGCUGAUCUUGCAGUUGAUUCCCCAGAUUUCCUCUCUGGCCUGGUUUACAACGGUGGUGCCCCUAGUGCUGGUGCUGGCUGUGUCGGGAGUCAAGGAUGCCAUCGAUGAUUUUAAUCGACACAAAAGUGAUAAACACGUCAACAACCGCCCAGUCCAGGUCCUGAUCAAUGGCAUGUUAAAGGAUGAAAAAUGGAUGAACAUCCAAGUGGGGGAUAUAAUAAAACUAGAAAACAACAACUUUGUGACGGCCGAUCUACUGUUACUGUCAAGCAGUGAGCCGCACAGCCUGACAUACAUCGAAACAGCUGAACUGGAUGGUGAAACAAACCUGAAGGUGAAGCAGGCACUGACAGUCACUGCAGAGCUUGGAGAAGAUCUUCAGAAACUGACAGAGUUCAAUGGUGAAGUCAGAUGUGAGGCACCAAAUAACAAACUGGAUAAGUUCACAGGAACUCUCACUCUUCGAGGAGAGAAGUAUGCCCUGGACAAUGAGAAGAUGUUGCUGAGGGGUUGUACUAUUAGGAACACAGAGUGGUGCUUUGGCCUCGUUAUUUAUGCGGGGCCAGACACCAAACUAAUGCAGAACAGUGGAAAAACAACUUUUAAACGGACAAGCAUUGAUCGGCUCAUGAAUGUCCUUGUGUUGGUGAUCUUUGCAUUUUUAGCACUGAUGUGUCUUAUCCUAGCCAUUGGCAAUGGCAUCUGGGAGUACGAUAAGGGCUACUACUUCCAGGUCUAUCUGCCCUGGGCUGAAGGUGUCCACUCUGCCUCCUACUCUGGAUUCCUCAUGUUCUGGUCAUACGUGAUCAUUCUAAACACAGUGGUGCCAAUUUCACUCUACGUCAGUGUAGAGAUUAUACGCUUGGGGAACAGUUUCUAUAUUGACUGGGACCGUAAAAUGUAUUAUCCACCAAAUGACACGCCAGCUCAGGCCCGUACCACCACACUCAAUGAAGAGCUGGGGCAGAUCAAGUACAUCUUCUCAGACAAAACAGGGACUCUCACUCAGAACAUCAUGUGUUUCAACAAGUGCUCCAUCAAUGGCAAAUCCUAUGGUGAUGUGUAUGAUAUGUCUGGGCAAAGGAUAGAAAUAAAUGAGAACACAGAGAAGGUCGAUUUCUCAUACAACCAGUUAGCAGACCCGAAGUUUUCCUUCUACGACCAUAGCCUGGUGGAAGCUGUGAAGUUAGGUGAUGUCCCAACACACAGGUUCUUCCGGCUGCUCUCACUUUGUCAUACAGUGAUGCCAGAAGAGAAGAAGGAAGGUAACUUGGUGUAUCAGGCACAGUCUCCUGACGAGGGGGCCCUUGUCACUGCUGCUAGAAACUUUGGAUUUGUGUUCCGGGCUCGCACGCCGGAGACCAUCACUGUUGUGGAAAUGGGAGAAACAAAAGUCUACAAACUCCUGGCUAUUCUUGACUUCAACAAUGUUCGCAAGCGAAUGUCUGUUAUUGUGCGGAGUCCAGAAGGUGACUUGACUUUAUACUGCAAGGGAGCUGACACCAUUCUUUAUGAACUUCUUGAUUCAUCCUGUGACUCUCUCAAAGAGGAGACUACAGAACACCUGAAUGAGUUUGCUGGGGAAGGUCUGAGGACACUCGUGGUGGCCUAUAAAAACUUGGAUGAAGACUACUUUCAGGACUGGAUCAGGCGUCACCAUGAAGCAAGCACUGCCUUGGAAGGACGGGAAGAUAAAUUGUCAGAGUUAUAUGAAGAGAUUGAAAAAGACCUCAUGCUGUUAGGUGCCACAGCAAUCGAGGACAAGUUACAAGAUGGAGUCCCACAGACCAUUGAGACUCUUGCCAAAGCCAACAUUAAGAUAUGGGUUCUCACAGGAGACAAGCAAGAGACGGCAAUGAAUAUUGGCUAUUCCUGCAACUUGCUGUAUGAUGACAUGGAAGAUGUUUUCAUUAUUGAAGGGAGCACAUCUGAGGAUGUACUUAAUGAGCUGAGGAAUGCAAGGAAAAAGAUGAAGCCAGACUCCUUUCUGGACUGUGACGAAAUCAACAUUCAGUUUGGAAAAUCUUCAAAAAAGCCAAAAAUGAUACCUGAUGAGCAAGCAAAUGGCGUGUAUGGUCUGGUUAUCACUGGCCACAGCCUGGCUUAUGCGCUGGAAGGGAAUCUGGAGUUGGAGCUGGUGAGAACUGCCUGCAUGUGCAAAGUGGUGAUCUGCUGCCGGGUGACUCCGCUGCAGAAAGCCCAGGUGGUGGAGCUAGUGAAGAAGUACAAAAAGGCUGUGACCUUGGCAAUUGGAGAUGGUGCCAAUGAUGUCAGCAUGAUCAAAACUGCCCACAUUGGGGUUGGUAUCAGUGGCCAGGAGGGGAUGCAGGCAGUCCUGUCGAGUGACUUCUCCUUUGCACAGUUCCGUUACCUACAGCGCCUGCUCUUAGUCCAUGGCCGGUGGUCCUACAUCCGCAUGUGCAAGUUCCUCAAAUACUUCUUCUACAAGAAUUUUGCCUUCACAUUGGUGCAUUUCUGGUAUGGCUUCUUCUCUGGCUUCUCAGCACAGACUGUCUAUGAUGAGUGGUUCAUUACGCUUUACAAUUUGGUAUAUACCUCCCUCCCGGUGCUAGGAAUGAGCCUCUUCGAUCAGGAUGUGGAUGAUCGUUGGAGCAUGCUGUUUCCACAGCUAUAUGUGCCUGGCCAGCAAAACCUUUAUUUUAACAAAGUGGUGUUUGUCAAGUGCAUGUUGCAAGGGAUCUACAGUUCCCUCAUUCUCUUCUUCAUCCCCUAUGGGGCCAUGUACAAUACAAUGAGGAGUGAUGGAAAGGCCAUUGCUGACUACCAGUCCUUUGCACUGAUGGCCCAGACCUGCUUGUUGAUUGUGGUGUCUGUUCAGAUUGGCUUGGAUACCUCUUACUGGACAGUUGUGAACCAGUUCUUCAUCUGGGGCAGCCUGUCUGUUUACUUUGCUAUCACUUUCACCAUGUACAGUGAUGGCAUGUACCUGAUCUUCACAGCAUCCUUUCCAUUCGUUGGUACAGCUCGAAACACACUCGGCCAACCAAGCGUGUGGCUAGCAAUCUUCCUCAGCAUCACUCUCUGUGUGCUGCCUGUAGUUGGCUAUCGAUUCCUGAAGAGUCAGUUAAAGCCAACUCCCAGCGAAAAGGUGUUACUCAAGAUCAAAGAAGCCAAAAAGAGGCCACCUCCGCCCUCACCCAAGAGACGCCUGCGUCGGACCAGCACCCGCCGCUCUGGCUAUGCCUUCUCCCAUCAACACGGCUUUGGAGCACUCAUUAUGUCUGGGAGAAACAUGCGGCCAAAAUCACCUUUUGCCACAACAGGAACAUUUUCACCAAAUAGUGACAAAUACAAACACAAAGGACUGUAAAAAAAAAAAAAAAAAGGAAAAGAGAGAGAAGGAAAAAAACAAUCAAACAACACAAACCAAAGUCACAGACUGUCAGGAGAGGAGUUUGUGCUCCCUGUGAAGCAUCCAGCCAUGGCCAACUAGAACUCUGUCCUCUGGGCUACCAAAUCAAAUACUUGUGCCUUUCCUUUCACCGAUGCGCAGCCUCUGACUCCAGCCUUACUCCCUGGACAUGUGCUGCUGCCUGGGAAGCCAGGCAGCCUGAAUUAGAGCUGUUGUAUGGUAUCCUAGAAGGCCUCAUUGGAACAAGAGAGAAUUUGCUGUGGGAGGCACCUCUGCUCCCUGAGAUUGUUCUGAAUGCUAUUUUUUUCUCUCCCCUUAACUACAUACCUCAGAGCAAAGAGAAAUCCAGGCUGAGGAAAAGGCUGAAUUGGUGAUGUUUUUCACAUGUGCCUUUGUUUGUGUCAUGAAUCAACUCUGGGCUGUAUUAAUGGGGUAAAAGUUUUGACCUCAGGUGUGCCUUAGGUCCAGCCGCACAACCCUCAAAUCCCUAAUCUUUGUAAUAUGUGUAAUUUUUUAGCCUUUUGACUGUACGCAGACACUAUGGAAGGUGUGACUUGGAAAUAACCUCCUUCCAAACUAACAGUUAAUUCAGUUUCUCGAGAGAUGGCCAGUGCCCAAGCACCACCCUCUCCCUGCACCCACAGUUGGGAAGUGCUACAAGCUCAGAGAAACUUUUAGCUGGUUAAGGGACAAGGACUUGACAUUCACCAGCCUACUUUGUUUUACCUGCAUUGAAAGUCUGCUCUUGUAAAUGACCAUCGUCCUCAGAGCCCUCUCAGAUUUUGUAGCCAGGUACCAACCAUUUCAUUUAGCCUUAAAAUAAACGGGAAGGAGAAGCUCAGGCUCUUAUGUAGACCAAGCCAUAAAAUCUGCCCCGGAGAAGCCUGUGUCAUGGCUAGGACUCUUCUGAGCUGCCAGCACGAGGUGUUUUUUCCUGCCAUAACAGGCUCAGGCAUACGUACAUCCCUCUUAAUGGGAAUCACACAAGCAGUAUCACAGGCAGAGAUACUCUUUCAUGGCCAGCUCAGAGUGUCCUGCCCUUUACUCCAGCGGUGCUUUUGCUCCAUGUAAGGGAUGAAGUGUCACCUGGUGGCUCCCUCAGACUCCUUGAUGAGCAGUGUGGUCAAGUUUAACAGGAAAUUUGUGAGGGCCCUGAGGUCUCUACAGAGUUCCUCUCUUUUGGUGAAUAUUUGGGAACAGUUCACCCGUCAAUCAUGAGCUGCAGAGAGCUGGAAAUCCUAUCAGUCUUGCUGCCAGCAGAGGGACCUAAGAUGCACAGACAUAGCCAAAGAUUUGGUGAUCCUGAGGGAGUGGGAUUUGCUCACUGUUUUGUUACACCAGCUCCAUCAUCAUCAGGGUUACUGGGUGGAAGGCCAGCGUGGCAGCAUCUGUCCUGCGAGCACUGCUAAGCUGUCUUAAUAGAGCGCUUUUGUGCAGAGGACUAAGCAGCGAUGGCUGGGUGGUUUUGGUUGGGUUUUUUUUUUUUUUGCUUUUCUCUUUUUUUUUUUUUGGCUCCUUUAUACAAAUUUAGACUCCUUCCUUGUUUGAAUUGGACUUUUUUUUGCAUAGUAGCCAUCUGGUAUUUAUUGAGAACUCUCUGCCUUGACUCUUCGAGCUAUUGGUGGAGGCAAUGUAUGAUGGCAACAGGCCAGGCAUGUCCCCAUUUCAGUCUGCAUAUAACACUUCACUGCCUUUGGUCCCAGUUUCAGUAGUUAUUGCAUAAGAUUGUUUAAGCUCUCAUAGAAGGUUUCAUUGCCCGGUAUUUAACUCAGCACAGAAAAACACCAGUCUGUUGCACCUACUGCUUUGGGAGCCUCGUUGCACACUGUGGUAUUAAAUCAGCAGAGCCAGUGCAAAGCUAGAGCUGGGUCUGGAUCCAGACUUCAGUAGCCAGGAGAUGCUUGCUAGGGAAAGAGCAAACUCUAAUCCUAUGAUCUUUUCUGCAAGGAGAUGCCUAAGUAGAGUGAGAGCCUGAACCCUGACUGAGGAAACCACUGUGAUAGUCAGUGCUUGUCACCACUUUCUGAUUUGUCAUUCACUUUGCAGAGACAAUCAUGGCUUUCUGAUGAGGAUUAUAUCUUUCACAGUCAGACGCCCUGGGGCUAGAGGGAAAAAUUUAUGCAGGUAAGCAGAUGUUCUGAAGAUACCCAGACUGGUCUGUGGACCGAGAGCCCUAUCAAAGCUGUUCCUACAGUGUAAAGCAGCAGAACAUAAUGCCAAGCAGCAGAGGCAGACCUUUUGCUGACAAAGCAAGACAGCUUCGAGACUGUGCCACUCUUCUCAUACGGUUUACGUGCAAACCACUUACUUUUUGGCGGAAGGGAGCUUGCAAAUGCUGCAUCGAAUGUAUAGGGGAUAAUGUAUAGGGGAUAACGUUGUUGAACUUGCACCAGAUAAGAGAUUUUUCAGUGGUUUGACAAGAUCAGCAUUUGAAACAUAUCAGCUGGCAGUGAUGUCUGUUCUACAUCACCCCUGAUUUUGUGAAAUAUUUUUUUUUUAAAUAAAAAUACUUGGAU
Messenger RNA from Cuculus canorus (common cuckoo), 6470 nucleotides. Its product is annotated as phospholipid-transporting ATPase FetA. The transcript is spliced from 29 exons. Bases 379 to 3912 code for a protein of 1177 amino acids. The record is from RefSeq and is a predicted model, not a curated record. Lineage: Eukaryota; Metazoa; Chordata; Aves; Cuculiformes; Cuculidae. Gene Ontology annotation, cellular component: plasma membrane. Gene Ontology annotation, molecular function: ATP binding; ATPase-coupled intramembrane lipid carrier activity; ATP hydrolysis activity. Gene Ontology annotation, biological process: Golgi organization; phospholipid translocation.